CGCCCGCGCGGGCGCCGCGCUGGCUCGGGCUCUGCCGCCGCCGCCUCCUCGCCUGCAGGCCGCCGCCGCCGCUAGUCGCGCAGACGCGGGCUUGGCUGGCCGGCGCGCGCGCGGGUCCGCAGGGGGGGGCGGCGGCGUCCCCUCACCCGGCUCCUCCUGCGGCGCGGCGGGCUGUGCGGAUAUGGCCGCGGCUGUAGCGGUGGCGGCCGCCUCUCGGCGCCAGUCGUGCUAUCUGUGUGAUCUGCCCCGCAUGCCUUGGGCCAUGAUCUGGGACUUCACGGAGCCCGUGUGCCGCGGCUGCGUCAACUACGAGGGCGCCGACCGCGUGGAGUUCGUCAUCGAGACGGCGCGCCAGCUGAAGCGUGCUCACGGCUGCUUCCAGGAGGGUCGCUCCCCGACCGGUGCACAGCCCGCAUCCGCUAAGCCACCGCCACUGUCGGCCAAGGACCUCCUGCUGCAGCCGCCGCCGCAGCUGGGCCACGCGGGCGCCGAGGCCGCGCGCGCUCAGGCCUUGGAGCGCUACCCGCUGGCGCCGGAUCGUGCCCCGCGCCUGGCCUCCGAGUUCAGCACGCGUGCGGGUGCAGGCCUCCCACAGUCUGCCGCGGCGCAGUCCUCGCCGGCGAACGGCAUCCUGGUGCCCAACGGCUUCUCCAAGCUGGAGGAGCCGCCCGAGCUGAAUCGCCAGAGCCCGAACCCUCGGCGUGCACACGCCGUUCCGCCCACCCUGGUGCCUCUGGUGAAUGGCUCCGCGGCGCUGGGGCUGAGCGGCCGUGCUGCGGCCACACUGGCCGCGGUGAGUGGAACACCGGGCCUGGGAGCUCAGCCUGCGGAGUUGGGCACCCACAAACGCCCGGCGUCUGUGUCGAGCGCGGCGGCUGAGCACGAGGCGCGCGAGCAGAGCAAGGAGAAAGCGCAGCCCGCGCACCGGAGCCCGGCCGACAGCUUAUCCGGCACGGCUGGGGCUAGCGAGCUGAGCGCCGAGAGUGCAGGCAAAGGCCGAGCGCCCGGGGAGCAGGACUGGGCCAGCAGGCCUAAGACGGUGCGGGACACGCUCCUGGCGCUGCACCACCAGCACGGCCACUCGGGGCCCUUCGAGAGCAAGUUCAAGAAAGAGCCAGCCCUGACUGCAGCAGGCAGGUUGUUGGGUUUCGAGGCCAACGGGGCCAACGGGUCUAAAGCAGUUGCAAGGACAGCAAGGAAAAGGAAGCCUUCUCCAGAACCGGAAGGGGAAGUCGGGCCCCCUAAGAUCAAUGGAGAGGCACAGCCUUGGCUGUCCACUUCCACAGAAGGGCUCAAGAUCCCCAUCACCCCUACAUCCUCUUUUGUGUCUCCACCACCCCCUACUGCCUCUCCUCAUUCCAACCGGACCACACCACCUGAAGCGGCCCAGAACGGCCAGUCCCCAAUGGCAGCCCUGAUUUUAGUAGCAGACAAUGCCGGGGGCAGUCACGCCUCGAAAGAUGCCACCCAGGUUCACUCCACCACCCGGAGGAACAGCAGCAGCCCGCCCUCUCCCUCCUCAAUGAACCAAAGAAGGCUUGGCCCCAGAGAGGUGGGGGGCCAGGCCACCGGCAGCACUGGAGGACUGGAGCCGGUGCACCCCGCCAGCCUCCCAGACUCCUCUCUCGCAGCCAGCGCCCCCCUGUGCUGCACCCUCUGCCACGAGCGGCUGGAGGAUACCCACUUUGUGCAGUGCCCAUCCGUACCUUCGCACAAGUUCUGUUUCCCUUGCUCCAGACAAAGCAUUAAACAGCAGGGCGCUAGCGGAGAGGUCUAUUGUCCAAGCGGGGAGAAGUGUCCUCUGGUGGGCUCCAACGUUCCCUGGGCCUUCAUGCAAGGAGAGAUUGCUACUAUCCUCGCCGGAGAUGUGAAAGUGAAGAAGGAGAGAGACUCGUGACUUUCCGCGCUCAGAAAAAGCCCACGCUUACCUUUAACUCAAACUUGUUGAACUGUAUAUAGAUCUCCAUACAUACAUAAAUAUAUAUAUAUAUAAAUAUAUAUAUCCAAGACAAGGGAAAUGUAGACUUCAUAAACAUGGCUGUAUAAUUUUGAUUUUUUUUGAAUACAUUGUGUUUCUAUAUUUUUUUUUUUGACGACAAAAGGUAUGUACUUUAAGGCAUUUUCUUCUUUUGUUAACGUUGUUAGGCUGUCUGUGCUUGACUCUUCGGGUGACAGUUGCUGUUCUGUGGAGGCUGCUACUUGGCUGCUUUUGUUUUUUGUUUUGUUAUUUUCUGUUUUUGGUUUUUUUUGUUUUUGUUUUUUUUUUUUUUUUUGUUAAGAGCACUUGGCAAACAAAUGCUUCUAGCCGUAUCUGUAUGCACUUAUUUUAAAAAAAAGAAAAAAAGCCAAAUACAUUUUUUUUUCUGACAUUGUAA
Messenger RNA from Rattus rattus (black rat), 2375 nucleotides. It is a transcript of the gene Irf2bp2, whose product is annotated as interferon regulatory factor 2 binding protein 2. The record is from RefSeq and is a predicted model, not a curated record. The transcript has 2 exons. NCBI's taxonomy places the organism in Eukaryota, Metazoa, Chordata, Mammalia, Rodentia, Muridae. Gene Ontology annotation, cellular component: nucleus. The coding region runs from base 182 to 1897 and encodes 571 amino acids. Gene Ontology annotation, molecular function: transcription corepressor activity. Gene Ontology annotation, biological process: regulation of transcription by RNA polymerase II.